This is a messenger RNA of Penicillium cinerascens, 990 nucleotides long. RefSeq names its product DSC4 family protein. Gene Ontology annotation, cellular component: Dsc E3 ubiquitin ligase complex. Gene Ontology annotation, biological process: protein processing; SREBP signaling pathway. The coding region runs from base 1 to 990 and encodes 329 amino acids. Lineage: Eukaryota; Fungi; Ascomycota; Eurotiomycetes; Eurotiales; Aspergillaceae. The transcript has 2 exons. The record is from RefSeq and is a predicted model, not a curated record.
AUGACCGACGUCGAUGCCUUUCGAGAUGCGGAGUACAUCGCUGACGUGUCUGGCAUUGCACUCGACGAUGCGGAGCCGGGCUCGUCAGCGCCCAGCAGCGACAGUCGCGUGAAGAAACUCCAAUCGUCCGCAAAGAUCGCCUUCAUCGACCGGCUGUUGCGCGAUCUGGACAUUCUCAUUUACUGCGAGCUUUCAGCGUUAUAUUACAUGGACUGCUCUGUGGUUCUGUUUGCCGUUCGCGCCGUCGUAGAACUGAUCUUCUUCACGCCGAAAGCGCCGCCAUUCGAUCCGACACGCAACCAACCGUUCGUCGGCGCCAUCAUCGCCAGCAACCUCUUCUGCAUGAUCUUCCACGCCUUCUUCAUCCGACCCGAAGCCGGCGAGAGCACACGCGGGUACCUCCACGGCGGAUUGUUCAUCGAUUUCAUUGGACAGAAACCCGUACCCGUUUUCCGGCUUCUUUCAUUCGACCUAUUGAUCUUCCUGGUCGAUUUCGUCAUGCUAGCAUUGAUCGUUGAGAGGGUCAAGACAGCAGGCAACCCCCCUUCUACAACCGACACCACAAAUACAGACUCCGCGACAAGUACAGAACAAACCGACUCCGAGCGGCAGGAUCAUGACGCAGAGGAACGAGGCGUUAUCCGAGAACCCGAGAACACGAGCCCAAGUGACACGCGGAGUACAUCACCAGUCGCCGAGGUCGACGACGAUGUUAAUAACGAGCGAACAACCCUCCUAGCUGAUCCCGGCGAGACUAGCUCUAUACAGAUACCGCGGGGCGGUCAUCCAUUGGACUCGUAUUCGUCGGGCCUGGCCGUGAUCAUGGAGAUGGGUUUCUUCAGCACUAUACACGAUCAAUGGCGGUACACAACGACCCCUCGGCGUCCGACGACGGGCUACGUGCCCACGCCCGAGACGGCGACUUUCCUUCGGCAACGAUUUGGGCUGCAGGUUGGGGCCGAUGGACGUAUUGUACGGGUUGGCCGAUGA